This is a messenger RNA of Talaromyces rugulosus, 246 nucleotides long. RefSeq lists its product as uncharacterized. Gene Ontology annotation, biological process: GPI anchor biosynthetic process. Gene Ontology annotation, molecular function: enzyme regulator activity. The coding region runs from base 1 to 246 and encodes 81 amino acids. Lineage: Eukaryota; Fungi; Ascomycota; Eurotiomycetes; Eurotiales; Trichocomaceae. Gene Ontology annotation, cellular component: endoplasmic reticulum membrane; dolichol-phosphate-mannose synthase complex. The transcript is spliced from 2 exons. The record is from RefSeq and is a predicted model, not a curated record.
AUGUUGUUGGCCGCAACUGCGAUCUUUCUCUACUACACGGCAUGGACUAUACUCAUGCCAUUUGUCGACAAGGGCCAUCCGCUCCAUGACUUCUUUCCUCCGCGCGUCUGGGCAAUCCGCAUCCCCGUCAUCCUCACACUCCUGGGCUCGGCAGUUGUUGGCUCGUUCCUCGGCAUCGUGAUGAUUCGCAGCAGCAGGAAGAAGGCCGCAAAGGCCAAGGCAGCCGCCGCCAAAAAGAAGACAUAG